Messenger RNA from Pantherophis guttatus, 1358 nucleotides. RefSeq names its product thialysine N-epsilon-acetyltransferase-like. Gene Ontology annotation, molecular function: N-acetyltransferase activity. Lineage: Eukaryota; Metazoa; Chordata; Lepidosauria; Squamata; Colubridae. The record is from RefSeq and is a predicted model, not a curated record.
GGGCAGGAAAGGACAAAACUGACCGGACUUUGCUGGCCGGAGCCACUUUUUGGAGCUCCCGGCCAGAACGAUGGAGUGUCUCAUCCGGCCGGCCACCAGCGACGAUUGUGAGCUUCUCAUGAGCUUCAUAAAGGAAAUUGCGGAAUAUCAUAAUUUAUUGCACGAGGUCUCGAUUAGCGCCGAAGAUCUGAGAGCAGAUGGCUUUGGCCAAGAUCCCUUCUUCAAAUGCCUCAUGGCUGAACUGCCCCCCGAAAACCCCUCCAAGCCAGGGCGCCCGAUCGGCUACGCCUUGUACUACAAGGGAUACUGCGUCAACCACGGAAAGAUGGUCUAUUUGGAAAAUGUAUACGUGGUGCCGGAAUUUCGGGAUAAAGGAAUCGGAAAGCAGUUGCUGGCGAAACUUGCCGAAGUGGCGCUGGCUGCCGGUUGCACCGGGAUGAAAUUCAGCACCAUGGAGAGCAACCAGCGAGCAAAGAAGUUGUACCUGCAGCUCGGAGCCCAAGAUACCACGGAGUCCUUGUCCUGGCACUGCAUGGAGUUUAACAAAGAGGGGCUGCAGAGGCUCGUCCAGGGCGGGCGGGCAUCGUGAGUGCACCCCAGGCCGACUCAGGAGGAGGAGGAACAGCACUAAUGCCAAGAUCAGAAAAACUUCUCAGGUUUAGCAACUUUUAAAAUCUCUGGACUUUAGCUCCCAGGAUUCCCCAGCCAGAAUUCACGGACUUCAACUCCCAGAAUUCCUCAGACAGCAUAUGUGGACUUUAAUUCCCAGAAUUCCUCAGCCAUCAUGUCUGGACUUCAACUCACAGAAUUCCCCAAUCAGCAUUUGUGGACUUCAACUCCCAGAAUUCCCCAACCAGCAUUUGUGGACUUCAACUCCCAGAAUUCCCCAACCAGCAUUUGUGGACUUUAAUUCCUAGAAUUCCUCAGCCAUCAUGCUUGGACUUCAACUCCCAGAAUUCCCCAACCAGCAUUUGUGGACUUCAACUCCCAGAAUUCCCAGCCAGCAUUUGUGGACUCAACACCCAGAAUUCUCCAGACAGAAGGUUUGAACUUCAACUCCCAGAAUUCCUCAGCCAUCAUGUCUGGACUUCAACUCCCAGAAUUCCCCAACCAGCAUUUGUGGACUUGGACACCCAGAAUUCCCUAGGCAGCAUGCUGGACUUCAACUCCCAGAAUCCCCCAGUUAGCAAUGACAAACACAGCUCUUUUCCCCCCAACCCAACAUUUAAUACGGUAUUUCACCCGAAUAAAAGACUAAUAAUUCCUCCCCCACUCCCAAAAUUAGCGUAUCUUUAAAACAAGAAGGGUCACUUCUAUUUUCUGCUUUUUAAUAAAAUCUCUGAAUCAGGAAAAAAUGG